ACCCCGGAAGUUUCCUCGCUCGCGUACCGGGGCUCCGGUCGGUAGGAGGUGGCAUGUCGUAUCAACAAUUCCUUUUCCAAUAUUCUGGAAACACUUCCGGAAAUGAAGAAAACCGCUGCCCGCCGUUGGCUGUAGACAACCGGAAGUGCAGAGUCUGCGAUUGUGCAAUGCGACCAGAGGCGACGUCAUCGAGUCAUGCAUGCACACCGACGCCUAAGAAUUGUCCAAGCAAGUGGUGGAUGAACGAAAGUGCCGACACGCAUGAGACCAACAAAGGGAAUGGUGCACUUCCGAUCAGCGGCGACACGUACCGAAAGUGCAAAGACAUAUGCAUGUAGUCGUGCCACGAUGGCUACACGCUAAGCACCACAACAGAUGAGACUGGCUGUCAGACGUGCGCAUGCGUGGAUUCAGAGCCGUGUAGAAGUAUCACUUGAUCUGUGGUAGUGUUGGUGAUGAUGAUGGUGGGGGUGAUGUUUUUUUGAGCGGGUUUGUGGAAGUGAUGAUGCUGAUGAUGCUGACGAAGAAUAGCAGAAGGAUGAGCAUAGAAAUGAUUUGUAUGAUGGUGCCGAUUGAUUAUGAUGUAGGUGGUGGUGCUACUGCUUCUGAGGCUGCUUCUUAUGAUGAUGAUAAGGUUGAUUAUAACCGUGUUGCUCAUGAUGUUGAUGAUGAUUAUGAUGAUAUCCAUGAUGAUGUGUCGGUUGAUGAUGGUAGCGACGGGGAUGCUAUUGUAAUUGAUGAUUAUGAUCAUGAUGUCGGUUCUGAUAAUGAUGAUGAUGAUGAUUAUUAUUAUGAUGAUGAUGAUAAUGAUGAUAAUGAUGAUGAUGAUGAUGAUGAUGAUGAUGAUGAUGAUGAUGAUGAUGAUGAUGAUGAUGAUGAUGAUAAUGAUGAUGAUAAUGAUGAUGAUGAUAAUGAUGAUGAUGAUGAUGAUGAUGAUGAUGAUGAUGAUGAUGAUGAUGAUGAUGAUGAUGAUUAUGAUGAUGAUGAUGAUGAUGAUGAUGAUGAUGAUGAUGAUGAUGAUGAUGAUGAUGAUGAUGAUGAUGAUGAUGAUGAUGAUGAUGAUGAUGAUGAUGAUGAUGAUCAUGAUCAUGAUGAUGAUCAUGAUGAUGAUCAUGAUGAUGAUCAUGAUGAUGAUGAGAUUGAUGAUAUUGAUGAUGAUGCAUUACAUGUUUAAGCAUUUUCACUUUAGAGAAAAAGUAUGGACUCUCCACGAAUACCAUUCUAGGAUCUUCGCAACAUUCCGCGUCACAGCAAAAUUUGGAACAAACCACAAAAGAACCAACCACUUCAGCAUCCGGUAUGAGCUCUUCAAGCGGCAACGGGCUCUCAUCAUCCGGGAGCGGUCAUGGCGCAAGUGCUGGAAGAGACUCUUGGGGAUCUGGUUCAGGAACCGGAAGCAGUGGCGGGGGUGGUGAUCCCUGAAAUGCAGCGUCGGUUGGAGACAGUGACGGGAGCGCUUCAGUUGGCGGGAUGGACGCAUGAGGAGCUAUUAACGUCUUCUAGUUGUUUCGGGCCGAUGUGUCCGGGAAGCGGAGGCGGCAUCAACCCGAUGUUUCCGGUAGUCAGUGGAAGCGGUAAUGGCGGCUGCACGGGCCCGUUCUGUAUGGGCGCCGGAAAUGGCGGCAGUGGAGGAGCCAGAAGUGGCGGUGGGAUGAUGGGCGGAUCCAGGGGAGUGAGCGGUAAAUAUUGGCGCUGUUCCUGUUGUUAUUGCUGGCCGGACACGAAAUUCGCAAUAGGUUGUCAAACUGUGACGUCAUCGAGCCACGCAUUGCAGCUGGGAGAGGCAUCACCGGGGAACUAAUAUACACAUGUCCGGUUUGCUCUUCGGAUGGAGGGAUGUCCUCUGUUUUUUCCGGAUCUCCGCCCAACAGCAUACCAAAAUUACAUAUACAGUGACAAUAACUUAAUUGCUGUAAAUUGCUGCUUUAAUUCAGUAUUCGACCAAACGUCCUUGUUUGUAGAAAGUAAAUGCAGUCACGGACGCGUA
Molecule: messenger RNA, 1987 nt
Organism: Dreissena polymorpha
Lineage: Eukaryota; Metazoa; Mollusca; Bivalvia; Myida; Dreissenidae
Product: prostatic spermine-binding protein-like
Exons: 3
Coding region: 503-1174 (223 amino acids)
Source: RefSeq, a predicted model, not a curated record